Molecule: messenger RNA, 4590 nt
Organism: Alligator sinensis (Chinese alligator)
Lineage: Eukaryota; Metazoa; Chordata; Crocodylia; Alligatoridae
Gene: ADNP
Product: activity dependent neuroprotector homeobox
Exons: 4
Coding region: 144-3512 (1122 amino acids)
Biological process (GO): regulation of gene expression
Cellular component (GO): nucleus
Molecular function (GO): DNA binding
Source: RefSeq, a predicted model, not a curated record
UUAAUACUUUGUUUUGUACAGCAGGAUAUGAGCCUUCUCCUAUGUCCGGGCUUUGGCCUCACACAGUAGGUGUAAUAUAAUCGCUGAGGUGGGCGAUCUGCAAGGAGAAUUAUUUUUGGAGGCUUUUGCAUGAAACUUGCCCAAUGAGUCUGAGACACCCAAGCACCAUUAAUUUUGGAGAAACUAUGUUCCAACUUCCUGUCAACAACCUUGGCAGUUUAAGAAAGGCCCGGAAAACUGUGAAAAAAAUACUUAGUGACAUUGGUUUGGAAUACUGUAAAGAACAUAUAGAAGAUUUUAAGCAGUUUGAACCUAAUGACUUUUAUUUGAAAAACACUACAUGGGAAGAUGUAGGAUUGUGGGACCCAUCGCUUACAAAAAAUCAGGACUAUCGGACAAAACCCUUUUGCUGCAGUGCAUGUCCAUUUUCCUCGAAGUUCUUUUCAGCCUACAAAAGCCACUUCCGGAAUGUUCAUAGUGAAGACUUUGAAAAUAGGAUUCUUCUCAAUUGUCCUUACUGUACUUUCAAUGCAGACAAAAAGACUUUGGAAACGCACAUCAAAAUAUUUCAUGCUCCAAAUGCCAAUACACCAAGUGGAGGCAUAAGCACUUUUAAAGAUAAAAACAAACAUGAUAGCCUUAAACCUAAGCAGGCUGACAGUGUAGAACAAGCUGUUUAUUACUGUAAGAAGUGCACUUACCGAGAUCCUCUGUAUGAAAUAGUUAGAAAGCACAUUUACAGGGAACAUUUUCAGCACGUUGCUGCUCCUUACAUAGCAAAGGCAGGUGAAAAGUCACUCAAUGGUGCGGUUCCGUUAAGUUCCAGUACCCGAGAGGAGGGUAGUAUUCACUGCAAACGAUGCCUUUUUAUGCCCAAGUCAUACGAAGCUUUAGUACAGCAUGUUAUUGAAGACCAUGAACGUAUAGGAUAUCAGGUAACGGCAAUGAUAGGGCAUACUAAUGUAGUGGUUCCCAGAUCCAAACCUUUGAUGCUAAUAGCUCCAAAACCACAGGAUAAAAAGUCUAUGGGACUUUCUCAAAGGAUGGGUCCUCUUUCUCCUGGAAAUGUCCGAUCGCUUUCAUCACAGCAGAUGAUGAACCGACUCACUAUACCAAAGCCUACGUUAAAUUCUGCAGGAGUAAAUAUGAUGUCAAAUGUUCAUCUACAGCAGAAUAAUUAUGGAGUCAAAUCAGUACCACCAAGUUAUGUUGGGCAGCCAGGGGGAAGGCUAAACUUAAGUGGCAAUGCACCAGUUUCUAUUCCACAACAGUCCCAAACAAUGAAACAGUUUUCACCAAGUGGAAAUGGAAGGCCUUACACCCUUGGAGGGGAGCAGAGAUCACAAGCCCCAGCAAGGUACUCUCUUCAGUCUGCCAACUCGUCCUCUCUUUCAUCAGCUCAGCUGAAGCAGACAUCAUUAUCUCAGUCCCAGGCAGCGUCAAGAGUAUUAGGUCAGUCUGGCUCAAAGUCUCCUGUAGCUGCCACAGGCCCUUCUGCUGUCAAUACUUCCUCAACACAAAAGUGGAAAAUUUGUACAAUCUGUAACGAGCUGUUUCCUGAAAACGUGUACAGUGUUCACUUUGAAAAGGAGCACAAGGCUGAAAAGGUGCCUGCAGUAGCUAACUAUAUAAUGAAAAUUCACAAUUUCACUAGCAAGUGUCUAUACUGUAAUCGCUAUUUACCUACUGAUACAUUGCUUAAUCACAUGCUUAUCCAUGGUCUGUCUUGUCCGUACUGCCGUUCAACCUUCAAUGACGUUGAAAAGAUGGCUGCUCAUAUGCGAAUGGUUCAUGUUGACGAAGAAAUGGGACCUAAAACAGAUUCCACUUUAACCUUUGAUUUGACGUUGCAGCAAGGUAGUCACACUAAUAUACAUCUUCUUGUAACCACCUACAAUCUAAGAGAUGCCCCUGCUGAAUCUGUAGCUUACCACGCGCAAAAUACGCCUAUUGUUCCUCCAAAACCCCAGCCAAAAAUCCAGGAGAAAUCGGAUGUACCUGUAAAAAGUUCUCCUCAAGCAGCAGUUCCCUACAAAAAAGAUGUUGGUAAAACACUCUGUCCGCUAUGCUUUUCAAUCCUAAAAGGACCCAUUUCUGAUGCACUAGCACAUCACUUAAGGGAGAGGCAUCAGGUUAUUCAAACAGUUCAUCCAGUUGAAAAAAAGCUAACAUACAAAUGCAUUCAUUGCCUUGGUGUAUACACCAGUAACAUGACUGCCUCAACUAUAACACUGCACCUUGUACACUGCAGAGGUGUUGGGAAGACACAAAAUGGUCAAGACAAAUCGAAUGCACCCUCUCGGCUAAAUCAGUCUCCAGCUGUAGCACCUGUGAAACGUACUUAUGAACAUACGGAAUUCUCUCUCAUGAAGAAAAGAAAAAUAGAUGAUGAUGACUCACCAUCUGCCUUUGAGGAAAAGCCUGAAGAACCUGUAGUUUUAGCUUUAGACCCCAAGGGUCAUGAAGAUGAUUCUUAUGAAGCCAGAAAAACAUUUCUUACAAAAUAUUUCAAUAAGCAACCAUAUCCCAGUAGGAGAGAAAUUGAAAAGUUGGCUGCCAGUUUGUGGCUAUGGAAAUCUGAUAUUGCUUCACACUUCAGCAACAAAAGAAAGAAAUGUGUUAGAGAUUGUGAAAAGUACAAACCUGGUGUGCUGCUUGGUUUCAACAUGAAAGAAUUAAACAAAGUUAAGCAUGAAAUGGAUUUUGAUGCUGAAUGGCUGUUUGAAAACCACGAUGAAAAGAACUCCAGAGUCAACGCUAGUAAAACGAUCGAUAAAAAGAUAAACUUAGAAAAAGAUGAUGAAAGUUCUUCAGACAGUUAUGAGAAUAUAGAGGAGGAAUACAAUGAAAGCAAUAGUCCGUUUGGUCAACGCAUUUCUGAUGUUGUUAAAAAAACCUCUGUUGAUAGUAUAGUAGAGAACGUGGAAGACAGCAUAUCAAAGGAGACUGCUGAGGAAAAUACUUUGCUAUCUCCAGAAAAAUCAGAUAAGAAACAGGAGGAAGGUUUAAAAUAUGAAGAAAUUCAUUCUGCUGAGGAACCAACAAAGCUAGUAGGUGAUGCUUCAGAUAGUGAUCAAGAUGAUGCUGUUGAAUGGAAAGAUGGAGCUUCACAGUCUGAAAGCGGACCUGGUUCUCAGCAGGUUUCUGACUUCGAAGAUAAUACGUCAGAGGUGAAACCGGAAGCCUGGACAGAUGAAUCAUCCCAAAGUGAAGAUGCUGGUAGUAGUAAGCCUACUGCAGAAACGAAGGGGAUUGCAUCUGAAAGUGAUGAAGAACAGUCAAAGUGGAAGAAUAGUUCCUAUGGAAAAGUAGAAGAGUUUUGGUCUAAGGACCAGUCGCAGUGGAAAAAUGCAUCGGAAAUUGAGGAGAGCUUAUCAAAUCAGCAGAUGGAAUGGCAGAAUAGCACAAUUGACAGUGAAGAUGGAGAUCAGUUUGACAAUGUGACUGAUGGUGUAGCAGAACCAAUGCAUAGCAGCUUAACUGGUGUAGAGCUGAGUAGUCAGCAAGCAUGAACUGCUUGAUUUGGAAGCAUCAGUAGUAUGAUCCAAUCUACAACUGUCUAAACACUUUCAUUUCAGUAUGACUGAAUGCUUAAUUUCAGUAAGCUUAAUUCUAACUGGUACUGCCUUUUGAGUGCUAGGUCAUCUGGUGAGUGGUUGAUGUGGCCACUAUUAUUCCAGUGGUUAUUUAAGUGCGCUGUUGGCUAAUUUGCUUGAUAAUACCUGCUGUGAUGAGCACAGUAACUUAAUGUGAAAACAGAUAAGCUGGUGGCUCCAGAAUGCACACAAAGAAAAGCAGAGGUUUAUUUUAUCUGCAUUUUCAAUGUUUAUUUCACUCUUGUACAUGUUCAGUUGUAUGUCUUUUUAAACAUUACCCUUUUUCACAUGGUAGUAUAGGGCCAACAUAUGAGCUACCAGUUCAAUGUGUAUAGUAGACUAUGGGGAAAUUGAUUUUUUUCAUGUAUCAUUCUGAAUAGUUGAAAUGUAUAUUUGUACAGUCUUUUAGACCUAUUCCAGUGAAGCUUAUGAAAUUGUUCUUGUGUACCCAUCAUAGAUUUGUUUCUCUUUUUUAGUGUUGCCCUGCUGUGUAAUAAAUGCUGUAUCUAGUUUACCUAGCAAGAGCUUGAAACUGCUAUAGUAUGGAUUUUGACAAACUUAGUUUUUGCACAUAACCUUGUACAAUCUCAAAACAGAGGCCAGCAACAUAAAAAUUAUAUCUGGACUCUAUUGUAUUAUAGAAUUUUCUUGUUCUGAAUAUCCUUGACAUUACAACUGAUGACAAAUGUAUUUCAGAGCCAUUUUCUGAAAUCUUUUAAGCUAAAAAAGAAAAAUCACAUGCAAGAAACAAGUUUGCAGCUACUAAUUUUGACACCUUUUAGAUCUGUAUAAAAGUGUAUUGUGUUGAAGCAGCAUACAGGAAAAAAGUGCUGCAUUUUGAAUAUUUAGUUUUAUCUUUAGUUAACACCAACAAGGCGUUGUAUUCAUUUAUACCAUCUAAUAUAUGACACACUGUUGUAGUAUGUAUAAUUUUGUGAUCUUUAUUUCCCUUUGUAUUCUUCAUUUAAGCAUCUAAAUAAAUUGCUGUAUUGUG